CUUUGCUCACUGGGUUCGACGCACAUAAAAAUGGUUAAGCAAUUUGCCGAAUCCGCUUUGUUGAAUAGCAAAAAAACUGGCUACGAAGUCGUCUACAAACCCACCACAAACGACCCCGCCGAUAAGGAUUUCCAAUAUCUAAAACCGGAACAAGAAGGGAAGAAAUCGGAUUCUGCGUUCUUAUAUUUCGCUGUGUUUAUAGCCGACCUCUUGGGGUUUGCCGGCGGCGUCGGCCUAUCAUGGACGUCCCCAGUUAUACCGAAACUUCAAAGUUCGGAGAGUCCCCUAAAUGCUCCGAUCAAUGUCUUCCACAUAAGUUUGCUGGGUGCUCUCCUAGCAAUCGGGAAGGCCGUGGGACCGUUCGUAUUUGGGCAUCUGGCCGAUAGGAUCGGCAGAAAGAAGACCUUGAUCGCGAUUUCCGUGCCAAUGUUGAUGGGCAUGGUAAUUUUCGCAUUCGCCACCGACAUCAGAUGGUAUUACCUGGCCAGACUACUGUACGGAAUGGGCAUCGGAGGUUGUUCAUCGAUCCUCUCCGUAUAUAUCGGAGAAAUCACCGAGCAGCACAAUAGAGGCAAGCUGGGAUGCGUCUACACCAUGCUACUCUCGCUGGGCAUCCUUUAUCCGUAUUCGGUGGGACCGUUCCUGAGCGUCAGAAUGUUCUGCCUGUCUUGCCUUAUCCCAAUACUUAUUUUCAUCAUUUUUUUCACCAUAUUCGUACCAGAAUCCCCCCUUUACUAUCUGAAAGUUGGACGCAAAGAAGACGCUGAAAAGGCCCUGAGGGUUUUGCGCAAUAAAUCCGACCAUGAAAUCCAAAGGGAAAUGCUGCACUUCAGGGAGUUUCUGGACACCAAUACGGGACAGAGCGGCUCCUAUUUGGACCUCUUCAAGACCAGAGGUUUGAGGAGGAGUCUCUCGAUCGGGGUUGGUCUGAUGAUAGUUAUUCAAUGUACCGGAGUUGGGGCGGUCACCAGCUACAUGCAGAACAUUUUCAUAGCUUCGGGAAGCUACAUCCCCCCCCAAUACGCUACCAUCAUUGUCGGAUGCGUGAAAUUCCUGAUCGUCUUCGUCACGUCUUACGUGGUGGAAAGGGUUGGCAGAAGAAUGCUUCUGUUUUCGUCCGCGUUGGCCAUUACCGUCCCCACUGGUAUUUUGGGUCUGUAUUUUUUCUUGAAAUCCUGCGGAUUCGAUAUGGAUUGUGUUUCCUGGCUUCCCGUGCUUUGUCUGAUGGUCUACGUGGUCAGUUUCAACUUCGGCCUCGGUCCGGUUAUCUGGAUAAUUAUUGGGGAAAUAUUUCCACCGAACAUGAGGGCGACAGCUUCGGCUUUCGUCAAUGUCGUCUGCUAUGUCGGGUCUUUCCUUGUCAUGUUUUUGUACCCGAUUAUCAGCGAGUAUUUGGGGAUGGCCGCCGCGUUUUGGAUAUUCAGCUGCUGCUGCCUCGCCGGUUCCGUUUUUAUUUACUUCGUGGUGCCGGAAACCAAAGGAAAAUCGCUGGCCGAAAUACAGGUCAUGUUAAGCGAUUAAUAAAAACCUAAAG
This is a messenger RNA of Cylas formicarius (sweet potato weevil), 1534 nucleotides long. Its product is annotated as facilitated trehalose transporter Tret1-like. The record is from RefSeq and is a predicted model, not a curated record. Gene Ontology annotation, biological process: carbohydrate transport; transmembrane transport. Gene Ontology annotation, cellular component: membrane. Gene Ontology annotation, molecular function: sugar transmembrane transporter activity. The coding region runs from base 31 to 1521 and encodes 496 amino acids. Lineage: Eukaryota; Metazoa; Arthropoda; Insecta; Coleoptera; Brentidae. The transcript has 3 exons.